Messenger RNA from Doryrhamphus excisus (bluestripe pipefish), 3658 nucleotides. Lineage: Eukaryota; Metazoa; Chordata; Actinopteri; Syngnathiformes; Syngnathidae. The record is from RefSeq and is a predicted model, not a curated record.
AGGGGAACAAGGCAGGAGUUCACUGCAGGACAGAACAGACACAACAGGGGACUGCAGACCAAAACAAGUGCAGAUCAUGACAGUUUCUGUCUUGGAACUCUGCUUGGAACUACCAAAUGAUUUGCAGCGAUAAUUUCCCUGCAGGCCAAUUGUGGAGCUCAACAGGCUUGCUGUGGGAAAAUGAAUGAAAGGAGAUAAUUUCCCAGCCUCUAUCGUCUAUCGUCCCUUCCAACACCACCAACCCCUCCCUCUCCUAUGGAUCUUUGGCCCUGUAAGACCCUCAUGGCAAAUUGCAGUAGUGUAUAGUCAGUGGAGGAAUGAGGCUGAAGGAAGCUGCAGGCAAACACUGCUGUGGAAAUACUCUGUGAGACCCCAAUUUCAGAGACUCGCAGUUCGCCCACUCCAGGCUGCAAGUGGAUGCAGGCAAAAGGCGCGGGUCCGUGGAUCAAAACCACCCGUCUUGGCGCGAUGUUCCCCCAGCAGGCCGACCCCGAGGCAGCGAACGACAGUUGCCCGGGAACCACAACCAUCGCCUGCAACGCCACUUCGGCGGAGGACGCGCUCCAGCUGCCCACUUUCUCCACGGCGGCCAAGGUGCGCGUCAUUAUUACUUUCAGCCUGUGCGUCGUGUCGGCUGUGUGCAACCUGCUGGUGCUGUGGGCGGCCAGCAAGGGCGGCAGGCGCAAGUCCCACGUCAGGAUUAUAAUCAUGAACUUGACUGUAGCGGAUCUGCUGGUCACGUUCAUCGUUAUGCCCGUGGACGCAGUGUGGAACAUCACUGUGCAGUGGCAGGCUGGAGACACCGCCUGCAGGCUGCUUAUGUUCCUCAAGCUGGUGGCCAUGUAUUCCUGCGCUUUUGUCACCGUGGUCAUCAGUCUGGACAGACAGUCGGCCAUUCUUAACCCACUGGGCAUCAGUGAGGCCAAAAAGAGGAGCAAGAUCAUGCUGACUGUGGCUUGGACCAUGAGUGUCAUCCUCGCUCUUCCUCAGAUGUUCAUAUUCCACAAUGUGACCAUCACCGUCCCGGAGAACUUCACCCAGUGUACCACCCAUGGCAGUUUUGUCCAGCACUGGCAGGAGACGGUCUACAACAUGUUCACUUUCGCGUGCCUCUUCCUCCUUCCUUUGGCCAUCAUGAUUUUCUGCUACACAAGAAUCCUCAUAGAGAUAUCUAGCAACUUGCUAUCCAGAGACGUUCAUCUCCGCCGGUCCCACAACAACAUCCCCAAAGCUCGAAUGAGGACUCUCAAGAUGAGUGUUGUCAUUGUGACUUCAUUCAUUAUUUGCUGGACCCCUUAUUACCUGCUGGGUCUGUGGUAUUGGUUAUUUCCUGAAAAAAUGGAGGAGACUGUUUCCCAUUCUCUCACUCACAUGCUGUUCAUCUUCGGCCUCUUUAACGCAUGUCUCGAUCCCAUCACUUAUGGUUUGUUCACCAUUCAUCUCCACCAGGGCCUGAAGAGAUAUUGCCGAGGCUCCAACACACAGAUCACUUCCGAAAACAACAACUGUCUCAUGCACAUGACUCGCCUGUCGUCCCGCAGGCACAUGGCCACAGGUGGCCAGCACAUGGACAUCGAGGAAAGAAGCGACGACAGCAGCACAAAAAGUGGCUUGAGGCCAGCAAUGCCUGUUAGCGAGGUCUAAUGGCUUAAAGGCCUCACAAUGACCACAGUCUCAGUCUUAUAAUCAGCAUGUUCAGCUUGGCAUUUCAAUUAAAAACACAGAGAACGCUCAAAUUUUUCAUUGCUCGUUUUCUGCCUGAACCACUCUAGUAAUCACGGUGUAUUAUUCUGCAGACAGACACAUGUGACAUUUGAAAAGAUUCCACAAACCACUGUCGAGUGAUGUGUGCCACUGCCCAUUUGAAAGUCCCCCAUCCCAAUCACUGGCAACCCCCUCCAUACCCCGCCCUCCAUGUGUAUGUACAUCACAUGGAGUCAUGUUCAUGUUACAGUUAUGGUACCUUGCGUCUUUAUACCACCUGAAACAUUAUUACCACACGUCAAAUGGAGUGCUACCUUUAAUGACAGUGACAGAUGAUUAACCAGAGUGUAAAACUAAACAUAUCUGUAUGUGUUGCUAUGGUAACUACAUCCUGGAAAGUCUGCAAGUCACCAACUAUCAUAUGCCCAGGCAACAGUUGCAAACGUCAGCAUCACAAGUGUAUGUCUAGCCUUGAUUUGGGUUGAAAUUUCAUUUCCAAAGGAAUUAACAAGAAUAUGUUUGUUACAAAAUUUGUAUGUCAGUUUAUACGUUAGACAACUUUGUUUAUGAAAAUGGACACGUGAAAUCUUAAUGUUUUGCAAAGUCGAUUGAAUGGAAUUCAACAUUCAAAUUCAAUGGAAAGUUCCAGUUACCACCAUUUGCUGUAUAAAUGCUUUUCCACUGCACAACGAUGCUCGACCUGUCUCGGUUUGGGACAGUCUGCUUCAAAAUAGUACAAAGCGGAAAACUGUGAAAACCAAGCCACACAGAACACAUCAGUUGGAAUGAAACACGCAAACAAAUACACACAGUUUUCGCUGGAACCACAAAAUCGACAGAAAUACACCUGAAUAGGUGCAGAUUCUGGAAGAACCAGAAAGCUUUCUGUGCAGGUUAUCGUGUGUAGCUGCUCUGAAGCAGUCUACAACUCAAUACAAAGGGGUGAAAAAUUAGCAUAAUAGGACCCCUUUAAGAAUACGACAAUCAACAAAUAUGCACAUUAUCACUCGGUAAUGUCAUCAAAACUUGUAUGCAUUCCCACAAAAUAUCAGUAUUAGAGACCAAAUAUGAGCUGAAGGAAAAACAAAAAUACAGUAUAGUCAUCUAUCUGUGCAGCGAAAAAACGCACUCACAAUGGUGUGUUCAAUGACCAUCGAACAAAGUAGGAUGGGUCACCACUCGCAACAAACAUAUACAUGCAAAAACUAUGGGAUAUAUACGUGACUGUAUAUUAUUUAAAUAAAACAAUGGCCCACAGAUCCAAAAUGGAUGUGCAUUUACAUAAAAUUCAAUGUAGUUAUUUACAAACGUGUGUGUAUUUUUUUUCUGCACCUGAAACCUUCCCACAGCCCUGUUCAGCCCUGCCCACGGCAGAGACUUGUGUAUGUAUGUGUAUCCUCAAAUGUUACAAUGACAACUCUUUCAAUAAUACCUCAUAGUUUGUAGUACGCAAACAGUAUUGAAAAUUUUAAGGCUUCUUUUCAGUGUUUUUUUCAAAUGUUUGUUUUCCAUGGUUUCCGAUGAUCAAUGCAUGUGUGCAAUAUGUUACAUUACCAAAAAGUGAAUGUCACAAUAUGAUCGUUAUUGAUCAUGUCAGCCUUUUUUUCCAAGAAAAUGUAAUGUAUUGAAUGUUGUUGAUGUGUUUUUGAUGAGUACUCGGAUAUUCCGACAUCAAUUGUGUGUAUCACCACAUUGUGUCAUAAAGGAAAAGUCAUCAUUUGUUGAUUCUAUCUUAUAUGUUCGAUGGGGUAUUGUGGAGUGAUUUGUGUUUAUUUCCGUGAUUAGAGUUUUUUAAAAGGUAUUUAUUUUAAACAGAAUAUCCUUGCUGUUGGAAUUAGUUUUGCUUUGUUUACAAUGUGUUUGCAUGCUCUUGGUUUUCUUUCAUAUUGUCAAUGAAGCUGUUGUAAUGUUGUUGUAAUGUGUUUAUUUAUUGAAUAAAAACAAUAUCUACCGA